AUGGAUAUCCUUUCAGCUCACAGUCCGAUCAAGUUCGGUUUUCCAUCGCUGAAGCUUUUCAGUCUUCCUCCAAGCCAGCCUUACAAGCCAGUACCGCGGCCGCCACCUGCCACGCCUUCGCAUGUGCUUGCAAACUCGCUUUUCCAGCGGAUAACGAUUGACCCUGACCUAUUCUAUAUUUCUCUUGACAUCAAAUUUGUCCUCACCUUUACCGCGAUAUAUGUUACCACAGUGCUUUACCUGAAUCAAUUUAACGCAAGCCGCCAGUAUCGGCCAUGGCGUUUCACCAAAACUUCUACCUUCAAGGCACUGGUUGUGGCGCACAACGCUUUCCUCGCACUGUUUUCGGCAUGGACUUUUUGCUCGCUCUUCACGAUCCUAUUGCCCCUUUGGGACUUGGCUGUCGCAGGGGCAGGCCCUAAUUAUUACGCUCAUGUGGCGGAACUACUCUGUGAAACCGACUCCAGUGAAUAUCGAGGUAUGAUUUCCCUCAUUAAGAUGAUUAUAAAUGUGAGGACACUGAAUCGUCUGAUAAUGGUUAUUCUUCUAGUCCUGCCGAUCUCCAAAAGUCUUUGGGAAGCUGGAGGCAGUUAUGUCGGCUGGCUCUUCUAUAUGAGCAAAUUCUACGAAGUCGUAGAUACCCUGGUCAUUCUCGCACGCGGGAAAAAGAGCUCUACAUUACAAACAUACCACCAUGCCGGAGUGAUCAUAUGUGGAUGGGCAACGGUACUAUAUGAAUCCCCAUUGGGUGCUAUUGGUGUGGUUUUGAACUCGGCUAUUCAUACAUUGAUGUACACGUAUUUUACGAUUCAAACACUCGGCAUCUCUGUGCCCGUCGGUUUCAAACGUACUCUGACCAAGCUUCAGCUUGCACAAUUCUUCGUCGGCUGGAUCUGGGGCUAUACAUAUUUGUUCAUGAGCUACAAGGUCCCAGUGGACGUGACUGCAAAACGUAUCAAUAAUGGGUCAACGUCAGCUUUGGACCCUGGCAAACCCCAUGAUAGCACCCCCAUGCCAGACAUCAAGACGGGCGUGUCGACGAGUGAGAGUGCAGUAUCAUGCUUGAGCGAUAGUGGUGAAGCAUUUACCAUUAUCGUGACAAGCAUCUAUAUUAUCCCUUUGAUCUACCUCUUCGCACAAUUUUACAUCAAAGCAUAUUUGAAACAGGGUAAAUGA
Penicillium daleae is the source of this 1176-nucleotide messenger RNA. RefSeq names its product elongation of very long chain fatty acids protein. The record is from RefSeq and is a predicted model, not a curated record. Bases 1 to 1176 code for a protein of 391 amino acids. The transcript has 2 exons. Gene Ontology annotation, molecular function: fatty acid elongase activity. Gene Ontology annotation, cellular component: endoplasmic reticulum membrane. NCBI's taxonomy places the organism in Eukaryota, Fungi, Ascomycota, Eurotiomycetes, Eurotiales, Aspergillaceae. Gene Ontology annotation, biological process: fatty acid elongation, monounsaturated fatty acid; fatty acid elongation, saturated fatty acid; very long-chain fatty acid biosynthetic process.